This is a messenger RNA of Copidosoma floridanum, 836 nucleotides long. RefSeq lists its product as uncharacterized. The record is from RefSeq and is a predicted model, not a curated record. NCBI's taxonomy places the organism in Eukaryota, Metazoa, Arthropoda, Insecta, Hymenoptera, Encyrtidae.
AUGCCGUUGAAUCUGUUAUGCAGAUUGACCUCGAUGUUAGCUAGUUCUGAGGAUUCGAGCGACAGUGUGUCUUCGUACUCGAGGCGACGAAGGUAUUCAAAAUCAAGAAGGCGACACAGAUCGCGCUCCAAAAGUAGAGACAGGCCGGGAAAAAGUUACUCGAGUAAGCACACAAGAGGCAGUUCAAGAGACAGAAGAAGACACCGGAGGUCGAGGUCUUUAUCUGAAGAUCGAAACAGAUCGAGUAAGAGGUCAAACUCCAGAGAAAAAUCCACGAGCAGAUCUAGCAGCUCCCAAUCGAAUGUCAAGGUUCUUAGUAAUGACAAGCCUAGCAGUAGCAACUCAAGAGAUAAUUUUUUAACAAACGAUUCAAAAAUCAAAUCAUCAGUAUUGGAUGAUAUCAACAAGGAUGAAUUCGUACCAAAGCAGUUUGUCUCUUCUGCCAAAAAUAAAGAGCCCAAAAUGAAAAAAAUUGUGAUAGAUAUAGAUGCUGAUACCAUACACGUCCCACAACUCAAUAGCACACCAAACGUUUCAGAGAGUAUAUUUCAUACAUCGAUUAUGAUGGAUAAGGAAAUAAAAAAUGAAAAGUGGAUCAAAAAGCUGUAUUUAUGGAGACAAAAAGCAUCACAUGAAUUGAAUCACUCAUAAUAGUCGGAUACAGUUUAACUGCGAAAUAGGUAGAUGUAAAUUUUAUGGAUCAAUUUCCAAACAAGACGAAUCGUUAUUUUCAACUUUUAUUUAUUUCUUGUAUAAGAACUUACAAUUUUCAUUCCAUCAUUCAAACGUCGUAUUACAUGUAAUUGAAUUCUAUAAACAUUGUGAUUUUUAAAGAU